UUCAGUGUCGGUUGUUUAUCUUGACUUCUGUCUGCAAUAAAUCAGCAUGCUACAUAGACAUGUGGAUGGGUCUCAUGUAUCCAGCCGGUUGGCAUGUCUAUUUAUAGUCUAACUGGAAUAGAAGUCGCAAGACUUCGAACAGAGCAAGGCAUGAUCUGGGAAUGGACAUGGUACACCGUUCACUGACUCUCUUUGUGAAGAAGAGGACACUGGAAUACAUUUAGACUGGAAGGUCCUUAGACAAUCAAGAUGCCUGCAAACCAGACUCGAUCCAGGGCGAGGGAGCGUAACAACGUGCUGAACAGACCCGAGUUUUUGUCUUUAAAUCAACCUUUGAAGAACAGGAACGCUGAAGCGCGGGGCACAACACGGAGGCCGUCGCAGAGACAGCAGCAAAGUCAGUUUCAACCGACCGAAACUGCGGAGCACGAGUCAGUCGAGAAUAAUAAAGAAAGGAAGGAAUUACCAGAAGAAGACUGCAUGCAGCUUAACCCAUCGUUCAAAGGAAUUGCCAUGAACUCUCUUCUGGCCAUAGAUAUCUGCAUGUCCAAGAGGCUCGGUGUAUGCGCUUACACGACAUCGUCGUGGGGAAGCGUGCGCUCCAUGGUCAAGCUGCUCGCGCUCACUGGUCAUGGCAUCCUGUGGAUGAUCGGCACUAUUGUGUGUCUUUAUAGAAGCAACACAUUGGCAGGUCAAGAGGUUUUGGUCAAUUUGUUGCUAGCUCUCUUUUUGGAUGUGAUGACUGUAGCAGGCAUGCAGAAGUUGGUGAAGCGUAAAGGGCCCUGGGAAAUGGCACCUGGUUUCCUCGACUACCUGGCCAUGGACAUCUAUUCUUUUCCAGCAGCCCAUGCAAGCCGGGCAGCCAUGGUAUCUAAAUUCCUGCUAGCACAUUUGGUGCUUGCAGUUCCUCUGCGUAUUUUGCUUGUGUUGUGGGCUGUUCUAGUUGGCAUGUCCCGCGUGUUGCUGGGUCGCCACCAUCUGACAGAUGUUGGUUGUGGCUUUGCCUUGGGAUUCCUCCAUUACAGUUUAGUGGAGAUGGUGUGGUUGUCCUCCAGCACUUGCCAGACUCUGAUCUCCAUAGGAACAUUCAAUUGGAGCCCCCUCUACUGAUCUUUGCAUGUCAUCUAAAGGAUUUCAAAUGCUUCUAAAUCUUUCGACUGUUCAAGUUAAGUAUCCUCCACCUAUAUUAAAAACUAUACAAACAUGUACUUUUUUCAAACAUUUUCCUAAGCAGCACAUGUCAAUAAGCCUGAUUUUAUUUUUCCAUUUCUGCCAAAGUUUUGAAAUAAAGUUUUGGAAAAGCAUCAGGUGCACAUUUUGCCCUUGCUUGAAGAGAAGAGCCUAUGUGAUUUAUAGUUAGCUGAUGGAUUUUAUUGAUCACAGUAAAAGAGCGAAAAAUUUGCUCAGGGACUUUCUCAAACUGCAUAAUGAGUUAUGCCAGGUUUCUAUUUUCUUGAAAUUAUAUGUCAUUUUUGGAAUAUUUACCAUGUAUUUGAAGAAAUGUUGUAAAUGAAAUCAUCAUGGACUAUUUUAGAAGACCUUAUGGACAAUUUGACACUUUUUGAAUUGUAACUUGUCUAAUGGAGUUUAAAUUCAGUUAUACGUAUGAACAUCUCAUUAUACUCUGAAUGUAGCACAUGUAUACUAAUAAAUUACUUAAGUAUUCAUACUGAGCAUUUCAUGAAUUUGUUUUUCCACUUUUACCAAAAAGUGGUUUGUAUAAAAUGACAUGUUUAAUUCCAAUGUCUGCAAGCGCCAUGUGCAAUUUUGUAAGAUUCCCACAGCAGUGUUAUUUGCAGUGUGGGCUUCCUUAAACAAAUGAAUUCUGUAAAUGAGUUUGAUGCAUAAUUACGGGAAAAAUAAAUAGUCUUGUAUAGCUGUACAGACUGUCAAAAACUGCAUAAACUUUUACAAAAUCAAAGUAGUUGUAAGUAUUUUUUAUUGGUUUUAUUGACUAAUGUUAAUAAAAUCAGUAUUUAUUGUUUUUAAGUAACCUUAAGGCAUACUAUGUAUAGGUGUGUAUGCAAGUGUGAGAUAUCACUGAGCGUCGUAACGUUUACUUGGAUUUUUCACAUCACAAAAAUGUUGAGAUGCUUGAGGAUCAAGAGAAUGGUGGUAAAUGAAUUAGAUCUGAAAAAUUAAGAAAAUCAAAUCACAAAUGUGUCCUCUAUGGAAAC
This is a messenger RNA of Xyrauchen texanus (razorback sucker), 2177 nucleotides long. Its product is annotated as inactive phospholipid phosphatase 7. Gene Ontology annotation, molecular function: sphingosine-1-phosphate phosphatase activity. The record is from RefSeq and is a predicted model, not a curated record. Gene Ontology annotation, cellular component: nuclear envelope. The transcript has 2 exons. Bases 250 to 1110 code for a protein of 286 amino acids. Lineage: Eukaryota; Metazoa; Chordata; Actinopteri; Cypriniformes; Catostomidae.